This is a messenger RNA of Vespa velutina, 2384 nucleotides long. RefSeq lists its product as uncharacterized. Bases 240 to 1649 code for a protein of 469 amino acids. NCBI's taxonomy places the organism in Eukaryota, Metazoa, Arthropoda, Insecta, Hymenoptera, Vespidae. The transcript is spliced from 7 exons. The record is from RefSeq and is a predicted model, not a curated record.
AUAGAUACACUCUUCUACCUAACCGGAGACUUGUUCUCGGUUAAAUAUACACAUACCGGUGACUUUCCCAUAUAUAUUGAAACUUUACGCGAAAGCUGCCAUACGUACGCAACCAUACGAUUUGUUAAAAUGGACGGCAGCAUAUUUUCGUGCUAUUACUAAGAAGGAGGUACCGCCGGUCAAGAAUGGAGAAACGUAAAAUGAGUAGUGGGCGGUGAUAGGACAGCGGCGGGAGGAGGAUGGCAUGCGGAGGGAGAGGAAGAGAUAGGAACGAAAGAUUGGAAUAUCCUCAGCUUAUAUAUUCCUCUGGUAUAACUCCUGGUUAUUUGAGGACAUUGUUAAACAGAUUUGGUCACGUAAACAAAGUCCCCUUGAGAGCUAUUCUAGAACAUUGGCAAGGUAUCGACCUAACCGAGACUAGUCUUUAUCAGAUAUGUCUGGUCGGUGGAUUCCUAAAGGGAGAUUGGAAUUGCGACUUUUAUCGUUUUCUAGCUAUAGCUUGUGGAUUAUUGGCCGACAACUUAACGGAUACGAUGAUUUACAUCUGCGAGCUACUGACGUUGGAGCCUGAAGGCGGCUCCGCGAUGAUACCCUUACGUAUCUUUAUCAAUCUUUACGGAUAUCUUGCAAAUCUCAACUGCACCGGUUAUAUCUCACCAUCGAUGAUAAUGUUGAAAGAAGAGGAUGAGGAAAUUAUCGAACACGAGGAUCGUUUCUAUUCUUCUUUCUCUGAUGUUUCACUUUUCGAAACUUGCAAAUGGUCCGAUUCAACUAUCUCUUAUAGACCAAAGAGUCCAAUGGAAAUUCAAGAAAUGGUAGAGGAGGAGGAGGAAAGGAGUAUUCUAACUUCGUCGAUCGAGGAAAUAAAAGAAGAAACGACGACUACGGCGACGACUAUGGGGUUGGUCGUGGAAAAGAAUGGAAUUGAAACGAAACCGAUCGGCAAGGUUGAAACCAAAGUUGAAAGAAAGGUUGAGAACAAAGAUGAGAAAAAGGUUGAUACCAAAGGGGAAUCGGAUACGAAGGAGGAGAAAGACUUUGAACGAUCUGAUUGGCAAACGAAAAUUUCCAAUAAGGUCGAGACGAUCGAUGAUUCGGCCAACGCGAAUGAGGAUGUCGAGAUCGCCGAUAAGAAGAAAAAAGGAGAAAAAAAAAAAGAAGAAGAAGAAAAGAAGAAGAAGGAGGAGGAGGAGGAGGAGGAGGAGUUUGAUAGGAAAGAUCGACAAAAGGAUUUUUAUCAUCUAGAUUCAGAUCAAUAUCUCGAUGAUUCGAUAUUUGAUAUCGGAGACUUAGAAGACGAAUGGUAUCCUAGAAUGGAAGCGCUUCCAUCGGACGAAUUAGUCGAUUCUAUCAGCGACAUUUGCACCUGUCCUAAACCGGAAGAACGUAUAUCUAUACCUCCCACACCACCCCCCUGCGAUCCAGUCGAGGAAUUUAUUAAAAGAAUGGAAAGGGAUAUUGACAAGGAUCAACUUGUAAGGAUUUUUCAAAUAGAGGGUAUUGGUCCCAAGGUUUCGGAGAUAAAAAUUACAGCUGUUAAUAUUUGGUUAUGCGAAUGUGCUCGUAGGCAGAAUGGUUACGUAGGACCACGCAAUAUCAAACACUUCCUAUGUCCAGAUCUUCAGGAUUCUAACGAUUGCCAUAAUUAAUAAUCGAAGAGAAAAAUUUUUGCGUUUUUCUUUUUCAUUUUAAAACGAUUCUAACGAUAAUCUUGAAUUUAUCCGAUUGAUUUUUAUAUUAGCCGUGUAGGUAUUGUCUAUCUAUGUAGGUACAUACAUAUAUAUAUAUAUAUACAUGUAUAUAUAUAUGUAUAUAUGUAUGUACGUAAUAGGUACGUUUAAUUUCUCAUCGACGGAAGAACUUAAAUUCCUCCAUAAAUGAAUUUUCCAAUUGCGUCGCAAAUACCGAUCCUACCGAAUUGCAUUUGCCAAGAUUUUAUGUGCCGUUUUACGUAUAUAUAUAUAUAUAUAUAUAUAUAUAUAUAUAUAUAUACUAUAUCUCGCAGAUUUUACAUAUUAAAACGUAACGUUUCGUUUCGUUCACAAAAUAUAAUCCACCACGUGAGAUGCAUUAACGAAUCGUAAUAUCAUCGUUUCUUUCCCCUUGCCCCCCCCUCCCCCUCCCAUUCUCUUUCUUUCUCUGUUUUUACCUAUUUGUUUUUUCUCCCCCACCCCCCUCUUCUUUACAACACAAAAGAACGUAUUAUUUGCCGUGAAAUAAUUUUUUAAUCGCUAUGCAAUGUUACAAGUACUUAUUCAGAUGCUUCUCUAAUAUAUACAAUUACUCUGUACUAUGUAAUUUUAUGCAAAGUAAAAAAAAGCGAAUGGGUUUCCUUUAAUUAUUGUAUCAGUUCAUUUUUCUUCUCUCUCUCUCUCUCUCUCUCU